AGAGAAGCAUGCUCAGGGAAGCUGCAGGGAAUGAAGAUCUAGUUGAUGUUCUUCUCAAAUUUCAACAAGAACAGGAACAAGAACAAUAUGCCUUGACUGAUGAUAAUAUUAAAGCAGUCAUUCAGGACAUGUUCUCUGCUGGUGGAGAAACAAUUUCAGGGAUUGUGAUAUGGGGCAUGUCAGAAAUGGUAAAAAAUCCAAAGGUGAUGCAAGAAGCACAAGCUGAGGUAAGAAAGGUGUUUGGUAGCAAAGGGAAUGUGGAUGAAUCCGAGUUGCACCAGCUGAUAUACUUGAAGUGUGUCAUCAAAGAAACCAUGAGGCUACAUCCAAGUGUACCAUUGUUAGUUCCAAGAGAAUGUAGAGAGAGAUGUGAAAUGAAUGGGUAUGAGAUACCACCUAAGAGCAUCGUCAGUGUCAAUGCUUGGGCAAUUGGAAGAGAUCCCAAGUAUUGGGAUGAAGCUGAGACUUUCAAACCUGAGAGGUUUCUCAAUAGCCAAAUUGAUUUUAGAGGCACAAACUUUGAAUAUCUCCCAUUUGGUGCUGGAAGGAGGAUGUGUCCAGGCAUUUCAUUUGCCUUACCCAAUAUUGAGAUGCAACUUGCUAAUUUACUUUACCAUUUUGAUUGGAAGCUUCCCAAUGGACUGAAGAAUGAAGAGCUUGACAUGAAUGAGACAUUUGGGUUAACUCUAAGAAAAGUAAAUGACCUCUGCUUGAUUCCCAUUACUCGUCGACCUUAAUAUAUAGGAUAUCUCUAGCAUAUAAAUGUCAAUUACCUAUAAAGAAAAUAAUUCCAUCUCUAGUUUCUAGCAAAACCAUAGUCAUUUUAUAAUCAACUAUCUGGUGCAUACUGAUGUCAGUGAUGUGUGCUAGAAUCCUAUAAUAUCCGAGUAUAG
Molecule: messenger RNA, 893 nt
Organism: Lotus japonicus
Lineage: Eukaryota; Viridiplantae; Streptophyta; Magnoliopsida; Fabales; Fabaceae
Product: cytochrome P450 71D10-like
Exons: 2
Coding region: 9-737 (242 amino acids)
Molecular function (GO): heme binding; oxidoreductase activity, acting on paired donors, with incorporation or reduction of molecular oxygen; iron ion binding
Source: RefSeq, a predicted model, not a curated record